This is a messenger RNA of Apiotrichum porosum, 1311 nucleotides long. RefSeq lists its product as uncharacterized. NCBI's taxonomy places the organism in Eukaryota, Fungi, Basidiomycota, Tremellomycetes, Trichosporonales, Trichosporonaceae. The transcript is spliced from 2 exons. The coding region runs from base 1 to 1311 and encodes 436 amino acids. The record is from RefSeq and is a predicted model, not a curated record.
AUGCGUAUCUCCCCCAAGCGGAACAGGCUUGCCAUCAACACCCCUCCCUUGACCCCGACCCCAACCCAUCGGGGAGCGCGCGAGGGUCAUGCCACUCGCCACACCCUUAGCCGUGCCGGCUCGGAUGCUGCCGUCCCGGGUUAUGAUGUCGCGCAACACGAUACCUACCCCGCGAGGACCAUUGUUGUGGAGCCCACUACGCCUAAAUCGUCGGUGUCGUUGAUGCCAGUCUUAACCGAGACUGAGGUUCUGGGUUCACGCAUGUACACUUCCAACAUCGACAUCAAGGUUCCCGAGUGUGUCGCCAAGCUCCUGGACAUUGCCUCCUCCCACGGCAUCCUCAUCCCGACCGCCACACUCAACGAGGCAGUUUUCCAGAUCAUUGUGGCCUCAGCUCAAGGGACUCAAGAAACCCUCUCCCCCAACCUCACAGCCCAAGUCGUCGUCGACCUAAGCCUGCCCACCGACUUUGAGGAGGGCAAGUCUCGCACUGAUGUGGACCUGUUUGUCCAUGGGCUGGAGGGGAGUGGGAUCGUCGGCGUGGAGCUCAAGUGGGCCGAUAUCAACAGCAAGCCAAACAUUUUGUUUGGCCAGAAUCUGGCCCGCGUCCAGGAAGACGAGCGUGAGGAGGCCGAGGCUUCCAUGGUUGUAGAGUCGGACAAGAGUCACCCGGAAGAGCAAGUCUCGUUUGAGGACGAGCUCCUGGCCAUUGAAGAGGAGUUGGUGCCCUACCCCGAAACUCUGUCGUCACAGCCGUCCUCUGACUCGCCGUCCUCUGGCUCGGAAGGUGAGAAGCACCGCCCUCUUGACAACUGGUCAGACUCCCAGUCCGAGUCUCCUGCUGAGGAAAAGGAGGAACCCAGCGUAUACCACGCCAAGGUCUCUCCGGCCAAGGUCUCCCAUGCCAAGGUCACCCCCGCCAAAGUCUCCGACAUCAAGGCAAGUGCUCACUCGGUCACCAGCAGCGAUUCCGCUAGCAUCAUGAAGUCCGACUCCAGCGACUCAACUCUCUACAACGGCAACUCUUCCUGGACGGCUCCAUCGGUUUCCUCGAGCACUGGUGAGGUCAUUCGUGCCGGCAAGAAGGUUCUUCGUCAGUUGACCAAGGAGGCCAAGCGAGCUCGCCGCGAUGAGCUCAUGAGACAGGAGACCAACAUGCGCUUCUGGACCGGAAUCUUUGGCGGAGUCAUUGGCGCUGUUUGCGGUUUCGGCUGGGGUUAUGGCGCCGCCAGCAACUUUACACUUCGCACUGCUCGUGCUGUCCUUUGCACCCGGUCGUUUCGGACCAUGAUGCCUGGGCUGUAUGCGUAA